CGGUCAAACUUGUGACUACCAGCAUGUCUGAAGACAAGCGACCCACACUCUCAAUGAUUCUUCCUGUAAAAGCAAAGCUUAAAAAGAACUUUGAACCAUCAGAUGAAGACUCAGUGUUAAUCAGAGAGAUGAAGCAGGCGUUCAAGAAUGACUUGGAGAAACGCUACACAGGCCUUGAAGAUCUCUUCCACACUGCAGCAGCUCUGGACCCCCGUUUUAAGUCCCUGCCCUUCCUCAGUAACCAUGAUGCAGAGAGGACAUUCACAAGCAUAUCAGCAGAAGCAGCAUCCCUGCAUCACAAGGUAACGGGGGGUUCAGUUCAGAGAGGUCCAGUGCAGACUGAUCCAUGUCAGAGUGAACCUGCAAAUGGAGAUCCGGACAUCUGCAUUGAUGCACCCCAGACCCAAGAUGAGCAUAAAGGUUUGUGUGUUUUAUAACUUGUGAUCAAGAACGAGAAGACUUUGUCUUAAACUUGUGCUGCAGUCAUAGUAUCAGUAUAAAACACAUUCACUAUAAUAAGAGGAUCUGCAUGCAAAGAAAGAGUUAAAUAAUAAUG
This is a messenger RNA of Nematolebias whitei (Rio pearlfish), 556 nucleotides long. RefSeq names its product E3 SUMO-protein ligase ZBED1-like. The transcript is spliced from 2 exons. Lineage: Eukaryota; Metazoa; Chordata; Actinopteri; Cyprinodontiformes; Rivulidae. The record is from RefSeq and is a predicted model, not a curated record. The coding region runs from base 24 to 437 and encodes 137 amino acids.